GGUACGCACUGUUCUCGUCGAUUGGCUGUACCCGGGCUCGAACGUCGUGACGCGCGAAAAGCACACGGGGCCGCAUGAGUUCGGCGCACUGACAUUUCACGUCACGGUGACACUGCGAUCCGAGAUUUUUUCUUUGCAAUCGUCGCGUUGCGAAAGUAGUGUUGUGUGCUCGGUGAAAUGACUUGUGAAUCACAAUAAAUCAGCCGGUAGAUCGGACGGGGGGUGACAGUGCGGGUAAAAGACAGAAAGGAAGUAGAGAAAGGACAUCGGGCGAAUACUGCGGCACGACAACGGGACUUGCGACGUGCGCUACUGUCAUUAAACGUUGACGAGGCAGAAAUGGCACAGCGGGAGUCUCGGUGAGGAAAGGGCGAGGGUGAAGCCCUCGCAGGAAAAGGGAGCUAUGGUGAAAAGCUUGGGUUUCCUCGCCAGAAGGGCGCCACCUGCCGUCCACCACCUUUUCAUCGUUUUGCUCGCGCUCGCCCCCGCUUACCACGGCGUGGACCUCUCCCAAUGCAUCGCGCCGCUCGGCAUGGAGUCCGGGGCGAUCCCGGACGCGGAUAUCAACGCCAGUUCCACCUUCGACGCCGGAAACGUCGGUCCCCACCUGGCACGAUUGAAAUCGGAAAAUCUCGGCGGCGCUUGGUGUCCUAAGAACCAAAUCACUAAGGAAGCUCGAGAGUGGCUGGAGAUCGACCUUCAUACGGUCCACUUGAUCACGGCCACCGCUACCCAAGGCCGGUUCGGAAACGGCGUGGGUGUUGAAUUCGCAGAAGCGUAUAUGCUGGAGUACUGGAGGCCACGACUGGGCAAAUGGGUUCGAUAUAGAGACAUCAAAGGAGAGGAGGUAAUACAGGGUAACACGAACACGUAUUUGGAGUCCAAGCACGAGCUGGAGCCGCCUCUGUGGGCGAGCAAGAUCCGUUUUCUGCCCUACAGCUAUCACAGGCGGACGGUUUGCAUGCGGGUCGAGCUCUACGGGUGUUACUGGAGCGACGGCGUGGUGUCGUACUCAAUGCCUCAGGGCGAUAAAAGGGGUACAUGGGAAUUCUUCGACGCGACUUACGACGGACACUGGGAUGGCGAGCUGCGCCGCGGUCUGGGUCAGCUGACGGACGGUAGAACGGGGCCUGACAAUUUCAAAAUGUACUACGAGAACGAUCGCGCCCAGGGCUGGGUAGGUUGGAGGAACGAUAGCCGCGGACAGCCGGUCGAGAUUAAGUUCGAGUUCGACAAAGUCAGAGAGUUCUCCGCCGUCCACAUCUACUGCAACAACGAGUUCACCAAAAACGUCCAGGUGUUUUCCCAAGUUGACAUACUGUUCAGUAUCGGCGGGAAAUAUUACACAGGAGAACCCAUUACGUACACUUAUAUGGAAGACAAGAUCUUCGAAACUUCUCGGAACAUUACUAUCAAGCUUCAUCAUCGAGUUGGAAAAUUCGUUAAGCUCAGACUUCAUUUCUCGGAACGAUGGAUCAUGGUCAGCGAAGUAACUUUCGAUUCUGACAUAGCACACGGCAACUUCACGCCCGAGGAAGCACCGACAACCGAAUCGCCGAUCCAAAGCGAUGUUUUCGUCGAGAAGAACGGCGCGACCGAGGGCGAGCCUCCGGUCUCGACGGCGAAACACGACGAUCCUACAUACAUGGCGGUCGUGAUCGGCGUAUUGACUGCCGUGAUACUUUCGCUCGCUGUGGCGAUGUUUCUGAUAAUCUCACGAUACAGACAACGCAAAUGCUUCGCCAGCCCGAUGACCGGUAAAGCUCCUUCUCAUCUGGGAUCCACCUGCGCCACUGUUGAGAAAGGCGCGGCUUUGAUGGCGUACACUCUGGAGGAUGACGAGAGAUACGCGGGCAGUUCUCUGCCGACUUUGCCGCUUGACCUCGGGAAUCGUCUCAUGGACAUCGUGAAGUUGGACGACUACCAGGAGCCGUACCAGGCGUUAAAAUACGCGCCGUACUACAGCUACAGCACCGUCGUUAUGGAGAUGAAAGACAUGAUGGUGAACAACAAGGGCACCAACAUCAAUCACUCAGCGGUGUACGCGAACGGUGCAGUUGACACGUCCUACGAUUAUGCGGUACCGGAACUCGGCACGGUGCCCUUGCUCAAUCAGGACGCCGGCGCCGGCCGCGGGGCAGCCGUCUCCAACGCCACCAGCGAUCAGGACAGUCUUUUCUCCAAGAGCUCGCGAGCCACGAAGACCGAGGAUAAGAAGUCGCCGACUCAACAGGAGGUACUCUCGGCCCUGAAGAGACGUCUGGAGCAAACCAGCGUGCCGCUCUUCCCACGGCAUCGCCUUCGCAUGCUCUCCAAGCUCGCCGAAGGGGCCUUCGGAACGGUAUACGUCGCGGAAGCUGAAGGGAUUCCGGAGUACGGAACGACAACUACCCUCGGCAAACGACUCGUCGCCGUCAAGUUUUUACUGCCGGAAGCCAGCGAGAAGGAAAAGUUGGACUUCCAAAGAGACGUGAGAAUUCUAGCCGCUCUGGAGGAUCGCAAUAUUGCUCGGGUCUUAGGUGCCUGUCAUCGCGAGGAACCAUACUGCGUGGUGAUGGAAUACCUGGAACACGGGGAUCUCUGUCAGUUUCUCAAGACGCAUAUCACUGCCGAGGACGCACAUUCCAUGCCGAUUGGCGUCAAGACGCUUAGUUUCAACUGUCUCAUCUACAUGGCGGCGCAGAUCGCGUCGGGCAUGCGGUAUCUGGAGAACCUGAACUUCGUUCAUCGGGAUCUGGCUACUAGGAACUGUUUGGUCGGUAAGGCUUAUCACAUCAAAAUCUCUGAUUUCGGUACGGACAACGAGCUAUACGCGAGCGAUUACUACAAAGUCGACGGAACUAUGCCAUUGCCGGUACGAUGGAUGGCCUGGGAGUCGGUAUUUUUGGGAAAAUAUACGACCAAGAGCGACGUGUGGGCUUUCGCGGUCACCCUCUGGGAGAUCCUGAACCUCGGCAGGCGUGUCCCUUACGAGCACCUAUCCAACGAGGAGGUGGUGCAAAGUCUGCGACAGCUGCAUCACGCCGCCGACUGCAACAACGCAGUCAAUUCUGAGGAGAAUUGCAAAGAAAAUACUCGUGGUUUCGACCAUCUUCCGCGACCUACCGCCUCCUCCAAGGACAUCUACGAUUUGAUGCUCGAGUGUUGGCGACGAGAGGAGAACGAGAGACCGACCUUCCGUGAGAUAUCGCUCUUUCUGCAACGGAAAAAUCUUGGAUAUGCUCCAACAUCCUGAUAUUGAGCCUCGAACUUCGGCGAGCACGAUGUUCUUAAUAUUCAUCCCGCGAUUCGGAACAAGUUCGGUUCUGAAAGGGAUCGACGAAUGUGCAAUGACGGGCAACGUCCUCAUUCGAGGAGCUGCAAGACAUGGACGAACAAUAGUCGAGUUAGAGAGAAGAACGGCUAGUGAGAAAAAGAAAAAUUAUAUGAUAGGAAAAAGAAGAGGACAAAAAUUUAUAUCGCGACAUCGAAAUGAUAAGUACAACGAUGGAAUUUUAUUGCCUGUCAAACGAAAAAACAAAAGCUGGGAUGUACGAACUUCAGGACAGGAAUCUAUCGAUCGUUCUUCAUUUUCGUCUCGAUGUAUCUAUCUUGCGGACAACGAGUAAUAACGGACUGGAAGUAAAGUUUUAGAGUAGGAAGAUAGAAGAAAAUAAUAAGUGUGUGGUGUGCGUGUGUGUGUGUGCGAGUCGUGUUUGUCUUCAAAAAAAAAAAAAAAACCUACGACACGCCGGAAUUUCUCGUCACACCUCGGACAGCUCGGACUAUCUCGCGUCUCUGAUCGUCUUCGUGAGAUUUUUAAUAGCAAAAUUAUGCUCGUGCAUAUUUUAUCGAUAUUUGAUUGAGAGAUUGCGACAGAGUCGCAACACACAGAGACCACUCGCGCGAGCUUCGUGAGACGGUCUUACAUAGUCCGUGACGCAACUUCUUCUCGUAUUAAAGAAACGUACAGACAGCCCGCGAAUCUAUGAAUUGACACGACAAUCGAACGAGAGAGAGAGAGCACAAUAAACUAACUAUGCCCGUUGCGAUAGAUAGUCGCUCUUCUGAGAAUCUCGUAUGCAAUCCGGAACAAAGAGACGGACAUAUUCGUGGGACCUCGCGAAACUGAAGAAAAAGGAUUCUCUCGCAAUCAUCGAGAAUCGUUUAGGAGCAAUAUCAUGUAAUGAUCGUAAAACACAGCUGUGAACAUUCCUACGAACAAAAAUGGGUACCUAUAUGCGGCGCGAUAAUUGCGCGAGUAAGAAGAGGAAUAUUGUUACUUAAGGAGAAUAUAAUUAUAGGGAUUUCCCCUCUUCGGGAUUAUAUCAUUUCGAUACGAGGGUUUUAAUGAAAAGUAUGAUGAUGACUCACAUCGACGUACGUAAUAUAAUAUAGCGGCUACGAUGUUAGAUGCUACGACAACGUUCGAGUUUUAAUCGUAAAACGUAAUUGAAUGUAUUCGUGAAAACGUGUGGACACUUAUUCUCUCCCUUUUUCUCUUUGUCACCUUCCUUUCGCUCUCUGUCCGAACGUAUAUUAAAUGUAUCGUCCGGAUAUUCCGGAUUUAUUUGAGAGGCGAAUUUAUACAUGUGAUUUUCACAUCGCGGAAUUCUUUAUUGUCGUAAGACCAGUGCUCGCCAAGCUUUGAAUAAAACGAAGACUUUGCGCGGCAGUCGUAAAAGACACAUACCUCUCGCGAAGCGACAAAUAAAUCGUCGUUUUUACUAUUAAAUAUUAUCUGGCCAUGAAAAAGAAAUCUUACUCGUCUUUUUAACGCUAAAUCUUUGUUUAUAAUCCGAACAUAAAUCCGUAUGAGAUAUAUUAUAUCGUGAAUAUAUUAACGUAAGAAUAUUAUAUAGCUUCUUUAAAGACGAAUGGCUGUAAAGAUUUCUCGAUAGCAAACGCUUUAUUUGAAUGGUAUAUCACUAUUGCAAUCACAGGUAUAAUAGUUUAUAUAUUCGAUAUCCACACAAACAAGAGAUAUAUCUCAAUAUCUGGACGAAGUUGCGUCAAUUUCGCAAUGACGUUUCUGAAGAUUUUGUGCGGCACGAUUGGAUAGAUUAUUCAAAAAAUAAUCAUUUUUAAGUAAUAAGUUUUCGAAUACUAGGAAUAGAUGUUUGAAACAUGUUUCAAACGCUAUUCGGAGUUUAAUUUUGCGGUUAGAAAAUUGUUUUUUUUUCUUCUUCUUCUUCUUAAAUUGACGCAACUUCACGUGUUGAGCUAUUCUUGAUGUCAAGUAUACAUGGAAAAUGGAAUUCGUUGAUGUCAUAACUAGACGAAUAUCGUAAUAAGUCGUAAGUGCAAGUAGACGAAGGAUAACGUUUUAAUCUAUUCCGUAUUGAAAGAGGGUAAUAGACUACGUAUCAUGACACAUCAUAAUUGUAACUUUAUAUGAUAGGCGGGAUCAAUGAAAAUUAGAAUAUUGUACAUAUAUAUACGCGUACCGUAGUAAGGAAUGUUAUAUUAUUGCAUUUUUGUCGAAAAAUGUGUUUGGAUAAAUCAGGUAGACAAGAAAAACUAAAAUUUAUCUCCGAGAGAGUAUUGCGCAAUCACUUGUAAUUUUGGUAUUAUCGUAAAUAUAUAGAACGUUCAGAGGUAAUAAGUUAUUAUAUUAACGAAAGUUCGACAUAUCGAAAUAUUCUUUUUUUAGAAAUAAAAAAAAGAUACGCGAUAGAACGGAGAAUAUUUCUGAAUUAUUUUUGGAAGUUGUGUAAAUGAAAAACUCGUUAUUUAUAUAUUCAGUCCGCGCAUUCGAUUCCGAAAAGUUCUCAUUACACAAUUAAGUUUCGUGUAUCUAUUUAUAUACAUCAGAUGUGGAUAUUCUAUAAUUUAUGCGAUAUUUAGCGAAUAGGGAAAGAGGGGGGCGAUGUUACCGUUAUAUGAUAUUAAAAUACUAUUUAUAUAAAUUAAUGUAAUAUUAUCGCGUAAGGAGUAGAUGAUACGGAGGCAUAGCCAUACGUAGUUAAAAAACAAAAAAAAAAAAAAAAAAACACGCGUUGAAUUUAAACGUAACUGGAAUUGCUUCUAUAUCAGAUUUGGGAUCGAAAUGUAUCUGAGACGAGUAUGAAAGAAAAUCGCGUUCAAUACGAGAUAGAAUAUUAUCGCGCAUGGGUUUUACGAGAUAAAUAAUAUAAAUAUAGGGGAAAUCCUCAAAUCUUGCCGGAGGUAAAAAUAGUAAUUAGCCGAUUGACUGUGCGUUAUAAGUGUAAUAAUUAAGUGCGUAAUUUACAUUUUGCAUAAGAGUAUCAGACAUAUAAUUUUUCGUGCCAUCGCGAAAUUUUGGCCGAUCAAUUUUUCGCACCGGUUGUGACUGAGUUAAAAACAAUAAUACCUAUUAUCGGUAAAUUUUUAGUCCGACGCAGACUGCCAUCACUUUUAGACGAUAAUAGAGAAUGAAUUGUAGUUGCGUUUAGAUUCGCCAAUACAAGCAUAACGCUGCCUUUGGCUAAUAUUGUUGCCCCUUUACUGCUAACGAGUAACUUACUUGUCUACUCACAUGUGAUAAUUUAGUAUAUUUCUACGUACCUACCUGUACCUACUAAUUCGAAAAUCUUUAUAGCGAAAGGAUUACUCCAAUAUGUUUUUUUUUUUUUUUAUUUUGUUUCUGUUAUAAAUUACAGCAAUAACUUCAAUAAAAAAAAAAAACCAGUAUCGAAUAAAACAAAGUGCAAUCUAGUGUAUCUUCAUUAAUAAAUUAUCAAUCUGAAGUAUAACUGCCUCAUGAUUGAACGGAAAUUGAAUCAUUAACGGAAAAGAAAUAACAGUAUAAAGAAAAGUGCAAACUCCGUGUAAUCCUUUCUCUAUGGAAAGAUUUGCUCUAUAAAUCUAGAUAACUCACUUCUACCUAGUGUGCCCUUUUUCCAAUGACGGUAUUAAUUAUAUUUUUUUUUUGUGAACAAUUCGAGCUCUACGCGCAUCACCCGAGGUAACUGUUCAGAACCACAAUACGUCAGAGAUUUCGUUCGAACAUUGUGAAGCAUGAACACGUUAGAUCGGAAUCGUAAAACAAUUUAAUUUCUUAAAAGCGUAUCAUCUUUAAUUGCGCAACGAUACCUCUAAACCCAAAUCCUUUCUAUGAUACGUUACUAAAUGUUUUUUUUUUUUUUUUUUUAUACAUAUGUAACGCGUAUAAUUGACAAUCACGCGCUUGCCUCAAAAUUUAAAAAACGUAAUGAACAUUAAUAUAUCACGACUUUUUUGAAAAACACUAAUGCAAUAGAAUUCGCAUUUUUAUAAUAUACAUUGCUCCUAUUGUAAUUUGAAAAGCACGAUUAUUAAUUUGCAUAAAUUAAUUUUAAUUUUUGUAAAUUGAAAACAAACAUAAUUU
Pseudomyrmex gracilis is the source of this 7309-nucleotide messenger RNA. Its product is annotated as discoidin domain-containing receptor 2-like. Gene Ontology annotation, cellular component: signaling receptor complex. Lineage: Eukaryota; Metazoa; Arthropoda; Insecta; Hymenoptera; Formicidae. Bases 404 to 3235 code for a protein of 943 amino acids. The transcript is spliced from 16 exons. Gene Ontology annotation, molecular function: ATP binding; collagen binding; protein tyrosine kinase collagen receptor activity. Gene Ontology annotation, biological process: cell surface receptor protein tyrosine kinase signaling pathway; positive regulation of kinase activity; multicellular organism development. The record is from RefSeq and is a predicted model, not a curated record.